Eptesicus fuscus (big brown bat) is the source of this 1277-nucleotide messenger RNA. It is a transcript of the gene ATG10, whose product is annotated as autophagy related 10. NCBI's taxonomy places the organism in Eukaryota, Metazoa, Chordata, Mammalia, Chiroptera, Vespertilionidae. Bases 3 to 851 code for a protein of 282 amino acids. The transcript is spliced from 8 exons. Gene Ontology annotation, molecular function: Atg12 transferase activity. Gene Ontology annotation, biological process: macroautophagy; protein modification by small protein conjugation; protein lipidation. The record is from RefSeq and is a predicted model, not a curated record. Gene Ontology annotation, cellular component: intracellular anatomical structure.
CGAUGGCUCGGCUCCGCCGCCGCCACCCCAGUGGCUCCCGGGGGCCCAGCCCUCUCCCUCUCCUCCCCGAGGCGGCCGGCGGGCGGCUGCUGGCCCGGCGCUGGGUCCUUCGCCCCGCUCCCCUCCCCUCCCCCGCCCCGCGGCCCCGCCCUCGUGGCCGGGCGGCGGGUCGGGGCCGGCGGAGCGGGUUAUCAUUUAGUAUGGAAGAAGAUGAAUUUUUUGGAGAAAAAACAUUCCAGCAUUAUUGUGCAGAAUUCAUCAAACAUUCACAGCAGAUAGGUGAUGGUUGGGAAUGGAGAACUUCAAAGGACUGUUCUGAUGGAUAUAUGUGCAAAAUACAUUUUCAAAUAAAAAAUGGGACAGUGGUGUCACAACCAGGGACAUCUGCCCAUGCACAGACGUGUCUUCUUAUGGAGGAGGCUUUAGAGUUACCCCUUGAUGAUUCUGAAGUGACUGAGGCCACAGCAGCAACCGAAGUGAUUAAAUAUGAGUAUCAUGUCUUGUAUUCCUGUAGCUACCAAGUGCCUGUGCUUUACUUUAGGGCAAGCUUUUUAGAUGGGAGACCCUUACCUCUGAAGGACAUCUGGGAAGGAGUCCACGAGUGCUAUAAGGCACGGCUGCAGCAGGGACCCUGGGACACCAUCACCCAACAGGAGCAUCCCAUACUUGGGCAACCUUUUUUUGUACUCCAUCCUUGCAAGACGAAUGAAUUUAUGACUCCCGUAUUAAAGAAUUCUCGAAAAAUCAAUAGGAAUGUCAACUACAUCACAUCUUGGCUGAGCAUUGUUGGGCCAGUUGUUGGGCUGAAUCUACCUCUGAGUUAUGCCAGAGCAGCCUCUCAGAAUGAAUGAAAUGUCGACUGGAAAGAUUCUUCUGUUGAGCCGAAGAGCUUAGCGAUUAAUUGCAGCAUAAAGAAUGCGGGAAGUUUAUGGCUGACCCUGGUUUUAAUGGGACCAAUGCCAUGAGUUUUCAGCUCGCCAAGAUUUUGACAUGGAUUAUUUUUUUCCCUUGGAAGCAAAUAUCUGCAGCAACUGAUAUAUCAUAUAUAUAAAAGAAACACCCCAAAGACACAAAUCAAUAUAAAGAGAAAAAAAAAAAAACAAAAAACCACGAAUCUAACUCGAUAAUAGAAAUGCUGACAUCAUUCAGGCAUUUUCAAGUCAUUCUCUCAUGUCUGAGACUUGCUUUCUUCACCUUUAGUGUGAGAAUAACAAGCUACCUCAAUAGGGUUGUGUGAGAGCCACGUGAGAUCAUUAAUAAAUGGAAAAACAUUGUAA